AGGGGGUUCGCGGCCGUUGGGGCGGGAAAAGGCUGUGGAGGGCUCGAGGCCGCGGUGGGAAGUGGGUUUUCCUCACACUUGAGGUGAAGACAAGCACGCAGAAGGCAAAAGGUUCUGGAGUGAAGCCAAGGGGGUCGGUUUAUGGAUCCAGUGAGCCGUCCAGGUGUCCCCAAAGGCUUCUGAAAAUGGACAGACCUGUGAGGUCAAGAUUGGCCUCCCUCAGUGACGUUCGGUUCGGGGCUGUGGCCACAGAGACGAUAGAAGACGCUCUGCUCCACCUGGCGCAGCAGAAUGAGCAAGCCGUGCAGGAGGCUGCCGGCCGGAUGGGCAGCUUCAGGGAGACCCGGAUCGUGGAGUUUGUUUUUCUCCUGUCUGAACAAUGGUGUCUGGAGAAAUCCGUGAGCUACCAGGCUGUAGAAAUCCUAGAAAGGUUUAUGGUUAAGCAGGCAGAGAAUAUGAACAGGCAAGCCACGAUCCAGCUGAGAGAGAAGAAGGAGGCUCAGAAUUGGAAAGCUCUGAAAGAGCAGCUUUUCAACAAGUUUAUCCUGCGUCUUGUGUCAUGUGUUCAACUGGCAAGCAAACUUUCCUUCCACUACAAAAUUAUCAGCAAUGUUACAGUCCUGAAUUUCCUCCAGUCUCUAGGGUAUGUGCACACUAAAGAAGAACUGCUGGAGUCAGAGCUUGAUGUUUUGAAGUCCCUGAACUUCCAAAUCAAUCUGCCCACUCCCCUGGCAUAUGUGGAGAUGCUUCUGGAGGUUUUAGGAUACAAUGGCUGCUUGGUCCCGGCCACACAGCUGCACGCAACCUGCCUGACCCUGCUCGACCUUGUCUAUCUCCUGCAUGAACCCAUAUACGGGAGCCUGCUGAGGGCUUCGAUUGAAAACUCCGUACCCAGUCAGCUGCAAGGGGAAAAGUUUGUUUCAGUGAAGAAAGACUUCAUGCUGUUGGCAGUAGGAAUCAUUGCAGCGAGUGCUUUCAUCCAAAACCACGAGUGUUGGAGCCAGGUUGUGGGGCAUUUGCAGAGCAUCACUGGCAUUGCCUUGGAAAGCAUUGCUGAGUUCUCUUAUGCAAUCCUGACUCACAGCGUGGGAGCCAACACUCCGGGGCGACAGCAGCCUGUUCCCCGCAACCUGGAGGCCAGAGCCCUGAGGGCCACCGCCUCCUCCAACACAUGA
This is a messenger RNA of Mirounga angustirostris (Northern elephant seal), 1175 nucleotides long. RefSeq names its product cyclin N-terminal domain containing 1 (gene CNTD1). Gene Ontology annotation, biological process: reciprocal meiotic recombination. Bases 186 to 1175 code for a protein of 329 amino acids. Gene Ontology annotation, cellular component: site of double-strand break. The record is from RefSeq and is a predicted model, not a curated record. Lineage: Eukaryota; Metazoa; Chordata; Mammalia; Carnivora; Phocidae. The transcript has 7 exons.